CGUAGGGAAACGUUCGGAAAUUCAAACACAACCACGAGGAAUCGCGUUCUCGUAUCUAUCUAGAAAACAGUUUGAAUUCGCCGGUAAUGCGGGUACGAUGUUAAAUUUAGUUCGUUAUUUAAUUCACGUGUUGUAAAGUAAAAAAUAUUGUAAAUAAUUAAAAUUACUAUGUGUUUUAAAUAGUUCGGAAUUUUUUAACGUAAAUUUAUCACUUCGCAUUAGGGUUUUUUUUUUGGUACUUGUAACCGAAAAAUUAUCUAGUGGACUCCGUGAGUCGUCGUAGUGUUAGUCGAGAGUUUUAAUAAUUAUGAUAUUUUGAUUAACUGACCUAUUCUUUUUUUUUUAAUUUUAUCUUUUCGACGUGUGUGUGUGUGUGUUUGUGCGGAUUGAAGAGUGAUAAUAUAAAAUGGAUCAUUUCGGCCAUCCUCAUUCGGAGCAUCAUCACGAUGAACACGAUCAUCAUGGACAUGACGAUCACAACGAUUUCGAUCACCACGAUCACCAUAAUAUGACCGCUUCGGCAGCCGUUAACGUGAUGUUCGAGAUGAAUCCGCUUCUGCAGGCGAAAUUAAUAACCAUGUUUGUAUUAUGCUUCGUAUCAUUUCUACUGGGGAUUAUUCCGUUGAAACUAGUCAGAUUAAUGAACAUGAAAGUGCCAUCGUGUAAGACACAUUCUCACGGAGGUGACUCCGAACAACCCUUGCUGAUGUCUUUGCUGUUGUGUUUCGGCGGCGGCGUACUUCUAUUUACCACAUUCCUACAUUUACAGCCGGAGGUACGAGAAAGCAUGGAGCCAUUUAUGCAUAACGGUCAGUUACCAGAUUUCGUCACUAAAAAUCACCUACAUUUCGCCGAUCUUGUAUUCUGCGCCGGGUUCUUCCUCGUAUACGUUAUCGAAGAAGUCGUACACGCUAUUCUAGAUCUCGGCUCGCAUCAUCACGAAGACGAAGCCGUACUUCAUCGUACGAUGAGCUUGAGAAAAUGCGCCAAACAUUCGAUGGAUUUCCACCGUCGUCAUCAUAAAGGUACCAUGAUCCCACGUGUUUCACUCGCCAAUAACCCGAUCAAAACCGAUAUACCUGAUAGCAGUUUACUCAGCGUUUCAACAACCAGUCGGCAAGGUUUACUCGAACACGGAUCUAAUACACUGAUGAAACGACCCAACCAGCAUCUGACCGUCGACACAUUACCACAAAUUUCAGCCGCAGCUUCAUCGACCGAUGCUGAAACCGAAUCGUCGGCCGGUAGUACUCACGAAAUCACUACGAAGAAAUCGUUCCGAGGUCUCUUUGCCAUUUUAGCUCUAUCUUUUCACGAAGUCUUCGAAGGCUUAGCUGUCGGAUUAGAGAAAGACGUUCAAAACGUAUGGUAUCUUUUCGCCGCCAUCGCUACGCACAAAUUCGUAUUAUCUUUCUGCCUCGGAGUCGAACUGAUAUCGACUAGAACGAAAAUACCGUUGGUGAUAUUGUAUAUUUGCACCUUCGCCGUAGUCACACCGAUCGGAAUAUCGUCUGGGAUUCUAUUGCUGCUGAAUAGAGACCCAUCGGUGCCCGGAGGUACCUUAGUUACCGUCAUUCUGCAAGGAAUAGCGUCCGGUACGCUGCUGUAUGUGACUUUCUUCGAAAUACUGCAAAAGGAAAAGGCUAACGCGAAAUCCGGUAUUUUGCAGCUGCUCGCCAUCAUGGCUGGAUUCGGAUUCAUGCUGGCUUUACAAUUUUUAACUGGACACGAACAUACUCAUAACCAUUCUCAUCUGCAUUCGCACGAACAUCAUCAUUAAAUUAUUGGAUAAUGCAGGUUUUUUUUUUCUCUUCGAAGAAUAUAUGGAAGAUGUGUGGUAUUUUUUUGGAUUUUUUUGUCUCCAUUUUUCUUUUCUUUUUUUUUUAAUUUGUUACAACGCAUUUACUGUUCCUAAAUAUAUGUGUAUUUUUUUCUAAUUAUUUUUUUGUGUGCGCGAGAGUGUGAAGAAAUUUAUAAUAAAGACGUGUAAUUUUGUUGUA
This is a messenger RNA of Planococcus citri (citrus mealybug), 2000 nucleotides long. RefSeq lists its product as uncharacterized. The record is from RefSeq and is a predicted model, not a curated record. Gene Ontology annotation, cellular component: plasma membrane. The transcript is spliced from 2 exons. Bases 407 to 1780 code for a protein of 457 amino acids. Gene Ontology annotation, biological process: zinc ion transmembrane transport. NCBI's taxonomy places the organism in Eukaryota, Metazoa, Arthropoda, Insecta, Hemiptera, Pseudococcidae. Gene Ontology annotation, molecular function: zinc ion transmembrane transporter activity.